Messenger RNA from Diutina rugosa, 681 nucleotides. RefSeq lists its product as uncharacterized. The coding region runs from base 1 to 681 and encodes 226 amino acids. Lineage: Eukaryota; Fungi; Ascomycota; Pichiomycetes; Serinales; Debaryomycetaceae. The record is from RefSeq and is a predicted model, not a curated record. The transcript has a single exon.
AUGGCAGCUACCGAGUGGAAAGUGACCAAGCGUGCUAAGCGAUUGCCGAAGAAACGGGCGGUGCUCUCAGCGGCAUCGCUUGAACUGCUAACUAAACUCAUGCACAUCGCUCUCAACGACACUGUUCGCAACAAGAACCAAACCGAGACCGCCGCCAUCAUCGACUUGAUCCUGUCAACAUGGAUGGGGAGUGACCCCCGGCUGUUUACGUCACGAGUGGCCAAAACUCCGAUGCCAUCGUUGAAUCAACGGAUCAAAUUUGACGUGCUCAAUUUCGACGACCAAUUAUACCAACGGGACCGGCUUGAACGAUACAUCAGUGAAGUGCUUCCUUCUUUACUCAAGCUUGAUGCCGUGUUUACUCAGGAAAAGAUUACGUUCACCAACCACGAGCUGGCUCUUCGAGAGCUACAAGCUAAUAUCCCAAAGCUGACGGAACGAAUCAUCGAGCAAACACAAAAGCUCCGCGAGCAAUACAAAAUCGCUCCUGGUACUAAGGAAGUGGUGUCGACGUACGUUACUGAAAAAGAUGAUGAGAAUGUUACUGAUGUACCGGAUAUACCUUCGGAUGAACGAGUGGAUGCCGUUGUGGACCGGGUAGAGACGGCACUUGCGAAGCAUCGCCAACUCGCAGCCAUUACCGAACGAUUAGAGACAAUCAGGAACUUGGUGAAAAUGUAA